AUGGCAUUUUGAGGUUAACUGAUAACACUUAUCACCUACCAAACAAACAACGUUCUUUUUCUAUUCGUUCACCGCGUAGUGCUAGUGCGUUUGAUUCCUUUCAUUUUCGGAUAUAGGUAAUUAAACAAAAUUCGUCAAUAUGGCCCCGAGUGGUAAUAACGUCAUCCCAAAUGGUCAUUUUCACAAAGACUGGCAACGUUACAUCAAGACAUGGUUCAACCAGCCGGCCCGCAAAUAUAGACGCCAUCAGAACCGUAUCAAAAAAGCCAAACAAUUGGCUCCUAAGCCGGCAGCUGGUCCAUUGAGACCAGUCGUUCAUUGUCCGACGUUACGGUAUCACACUAAAGUCCGUGCUGGUCGUGGAUUCACCCUGCAAGAGCUUAAGGGUGCUGGUUUAAAUAAACAUUAUGCCCGUACCAUUGGAAUUGCAGUGGAUCCCAGGCGCAGGAAUAAAAGUGUGGAGUCAUUGCAAGUGAACAUUGAACGCUUGAAGGAGUAUCGCUCCAAAUUGAUUUUGUUCCCACUAAAGAGCAAGAAUAACAAGAUUAGGAAGGGUGAAGCUACUGAGGAAGAACGCAAAACAGCUACUCAAUUGAAAGGAGUUAUAUUGCCCAUCCAACAGUCUGUUAGUAAAGAACCUGAAGCACGAGCAAUCACUGCUGAAGAAAAGAAGUUCAAUGCUUUCAACGCUAUUUGCCAGGCAAGACUUGAAGCUAAAUUGGUCGGUAUCAAAGAAAAGAAGGCUAAAGAAGCUGCUGAAAACCCAGAUGCAGCGAAAAAAGCUGCAGAAAAGAAGGGAAAAGGAAAGAAGAAGAAGUAAAUGGUGUAUAUUGUUUGUGACUUUUAUAAUAACUCAAUAAAAAAAAAGUUGACAAUUG
Molecule: messenger RNA, 878 nt
Organism: Sipha flava (yellow sugarcane aphid)
Lineage: Eukaryota; Metazoa; Arthropoda; Insecta; Hemiptera; Aphididae
Gene: RpL13
Product: 60S ribosomal protein L13
Exons: 5
Coding region: 140-820 (226 amino acids)
Biological process (GO): translation
Cellular component (GO): ribosome; cytosolic large ribosomal subunit
Molecular function (GO): structural constituent of ribosome; RNA binding
Source: RefSeq, a predicted model, not a curated record